CCCAUCGAUUCAAUUACCUCCAGGAUUUGGACACCAAAAUGAAAUUCGUGAAAUGCCGUGAAUCCAACAAUGGCAGAGAUACGGACACAGAGACCCCCUAAUCACCAGACCUCCCAACCCCCAACAGGUUGCUACGGUAACCUGGGCAUGAGGCGUCACCCUGAAAAACACUUGGGGUGUGUGUCUCCACGCCGACGGGCAACCGGAGAGCGCUUGUGCCUUUUCCCCCUCAGCUAUUCAAACCUAAGACUUCCCACACCACCUGAAGGCAGCAGUGACGCGCUUGGCCAUACCAGCCAAUGAGAGCGGUGAUUUGUUCAAGAUGACCAAUCAGCGACUGAUACGUCUUACGGAGGCGAGUGAGUCGAACGGCCCGCCCCGACGUUGCUUCAUUGAAGAAGAAGAGGGACGGUCUUUCACCACACCAUCCUCACAAGAGAUUCAGUCAUGGCGGCUAAACUUACCAAGCUUUUUGUCGGGGGACUGAAUCUGCAGACAACGGAGGAUGGAGUCCGCACCUAUUUCGAGCAGUUUGGCACUUUGAGUGACUGCGUUGUCGUGAUGAACCCGCAGCUCGGCCGGUCCCGCUGCUUCGGCUUCAUCACAUACUCGACACCGGAGGAGGCCGACGCCGCAAUGGCGGCUAAGCCACAUGUCGUCGAAGGCCAUGAUGUGGAAUUGAAAAGAGCCAUAGCCCGAGAGGACGCGAACAACCCGGAUAUUCUCGCCAACGUUAAGAAAAUUUUCGUCGGUGGUGUGAAAGACCACAUCGAGGCAGACCACCUAACUGAGUACUUCUCGCAGUUCGGCGUGGUAGAGAAGGCCGAAAUCAUCUCCGACAAGCAGACCGGCAGGAAGCGGGGAUUCGGCUUUGUCUACUUCGAGGACACAGACUCCGCCACCAAAGCAGUGCUGACCAAGUUCCACACCAUCAGUGGAAACAAGGUGGAGGUGAAGAAAGCGCUCACCAAGCAGGAGAUGUCCACCGGGAGCCGUGGUAGAAGCCGAGGCCGGGGGAUGCAGCCCUAUGGCGGCGGAAGAGGAGGAGGUGGAGGCUACGGAGGCGGCGGCUACGGCAGCAGUUACGGGGGUGGCUACGGUGGCGGCGGAGGCGGCUAUGGUGGGGGUUACAACGGAGGUGGCGGAGGAGGAUACGGAGGUUAUGGUGGGGGAUACGAGGAAGGUGGAUACGACCAGCAGAUGGGGGGUGGGUACAGCAAUGGUGACUUUGGGGAUGGCUAUGGACAGCAGCACUCCAGUUAUGGUGCAGUGAAGGGGGGCAACUAUUCCUACAGGAGCGGGGCACCAUACAACAGAGGAGGCGGAGGCUACGGUCGGGGUGGUGGUGGUGGUGGUGGAGGAGGAGGAGGUGGUGGUGGAUACGCCGGCUAUUAAAGCCCCCCACUCAAGUUUUGUGGUCAUGGGGAAAUUCAGAUUACAACGAACUUGAAUUUACAUGCACACACACAAACACAUUACAAAUCCCGGGUGAGGGGGGUCUUGUUGAGAUCAUUUAAGGGAGCAGUGCCCAUCACCCCCCACAGGAAUGAAUGACACUGUCCUCUGGUUCCCCCCACCCGGACCCCAUCUGUCCCUCUUAUUCCACACAUAAUGGACUUGAAUUGUACUUUUGUUAUGUUUUGGGGGAAAGACUUGCUUUGAACCAUUUGUAAAGCCGUAAUCAAUGUCAGUCACUGCUUCUCAACUCAGAAUUGAGUUUGUAUGUCUUGCAAACCAGCCACACGUGUCUGUUAUUUUUGCAUCAUGAACUCAGGGUUUUAAGUGAUGUUGGUGGCAGUGUCAGGCAGCAUGGGGACUCCAUUGCUUGGGUUUCUUGAUCUUAAACAGUCGUGACUACGUAUUUUCGGGAGAAAAUUUCACAGACUUUUUUUGUUAUAUGUAUAAAUUACUUUUUCCACCCGUCCCAUUACAGGCUUUUGUUUAGAUUAAAACUGUUUUGAAAUCCAUGUGUUCAGUUCACUCCUAUGUUUGAUUCUGCUUUUUAUUAAAGUUUUUAAUGUUUUGAAACUCA
Eleginops maclovinus (Patagonian blennie) is the source of this 2032-nucleotide messenger RNA. Its product is annotated as heterogeneous nuclear ribonucleoprotein A0-like. Gene Ontology annotation, molecular function: mRNA 3'-UTR binding. Gene Ontology annotation, biological process: mRNA splicing, via spliceosome. The transcript is spliced from 3 exons. Bases 448 to 1395 code for a protein of 315 amino acids. NCBI's taxonomy places the organism in Eukaryota, Metazoa, Chordata, Actinopteri, Perciformes, Eleginopidae. Gene Ontology annotation, cellular component: catalytic step 2 spliceosome. The record is from RefSeq and is a predicted model, not a curated record.